UUUGGGUAACCUAGGUCUGUUGUCUAUAUACCCAAAUCGUCCUGCAAUCAAAAACCUUCCAACGGAGAACCUCAACGGCGAGCGAGCUCGGGAAAUUUAUACUCUCCGGCGAUUUCAAUUCGUUUAAGCAGGCUUCUGUAUUAUAAAGGGUUUAGUUUCCAAUCUUGCAAUGGUAUCCAGAAGUGAAGUUCUCAGCCUCUGUCGUGCCAUGCUUCGAGCGGGGCGUCAGUACCCUCAUUACAACUUAAGGGAGUACACUAAGCGAAGGACCUUGGAUGGCUUCCGCAUGAACAACACUGACCAAUCGAAGGUGAAUGAGGCUUAUGCUGAAGCUAAGGCACAACUUGUGGUUUUAGAGAGGUCUGUUAAGUUUCACUCCUUAUAUCCUCCCAAGACCAAGAACAUCAUGGAAGUCAAGCUUCAGUAGAUGUACAUUAUACAAGUGAAGAAGUGAACAUUGUUGAAGAUAUGUCUUGGAUUGGAACUGAGAACGAUGAUGAGUUCCUGGCUUUUUUUGCUCUUCUUAAUAAUCUCAUCUCACACGAUUGUGCAGUUGUUGCAUAACAAAUGUUCCAACUUGUCUGGAGUUUCUGUAUUCUUAUAUAUGUCAUAUUUUAGCACUGAUACUGGUAGGGUAUAAAUCUGUGAUUCAAACACAUUAUAUUUUAUUUUCUUGAGAAAUCUUUAUGAUACAGUCAGAUAAAAGGAUAGCAAAAUUGCUUCUGUUUGAACAAUAAGUUUUUUGUUUUGUUUUCUGCAAUAAGAUCAAUUACAAACACAGGCAGUAAUGUAUAUAACAUGAUAAGAACCUUUUCAGGUUAAAAGAACAAAGUCACAGAUCAAACAAGAGAGGAAUGAGUUCUACCAAAAAAAAAAAAA
This is a messenger RNA of Camelina sativa (false flax), 879 nucleotides long. RefSeq lists its product as uncharacterized. The record is from RefSeq and is a predicted model, not a curated record. Gene Ontology annotation, biological process: iron-sulfur cluster assembly. NCBI's taxonomy places the organism in Eukaryota, Viridiplantae, Streptophyta, Magnoliopsida, Brassicales, Brassicaceae.